GCGGGUUAACAGACAUGAUUUCAUUUCAGGGCGAGCGACUGAAGAAAGAGAGAGAGAGAGAGAGAGGAGGCUCAGUGGCGAGCAGACGAAGGAGAAGUCAGAUGUUUAUCUGCAGAAGAAGAAACAAGGUUUGCGUCUCCAUGGCGACAGGUGUGUGUGUGUUGCUGAGUGUGUGGGUCAGUGGGUGCGUGGCGUUGAACCUCGACACCUCGUUCCCGCUGCUAAAGACGGGUGGAGAUGGAAGUCUGUUUGGACUGUCUGUUGCUCUGCACCAAGACCUGAAGACAGACAGCUACCUGCUAUUGGUCGGAGCACCCAGGGAGAAGGCGGAGCCUAAUGUUCCAGCCAAUCGAACAGGAGGAGUGUACAGCUGCCCGAUCACUGCCAACCAAUCAGACUGCAGCAGGUUGAAGCUGAUAGACCCAGACCUGAACCUGUCGGAGGACCUGAUUGAGGACAUGUGGUUGGGCGUUUCAGUAGCCAGUCAGGGCCGACCUGGGGGAAGGAUCCUGGCAUGUGCUCAUCGCUUUGUUAAACUUUACGGAGCAUUCAAGCUCAGACACAUGAUUGGCCGCUGUUAUCUCCGUGGAAAUGACCUACAGUACGAUGACACAGACAUGCACUGGCAGAACCCAGACCAGCCCUGCAGUCACCUGGGUGAUGUCAGCAGCGAGGUCAUGUGUAACAUGGGGAUUUCUGCCUCCAUCACUCAGACUGAGAUCAUCGUUGGCUCACCUGGAAGCUACGAAUGGCAAGGUAACGUGCACGUCUCAUGGAUGAAUCCAGACGUGGUCUUUGACAUUCAGAGAAGCUCCUUCCCCAACAUGGAGCACAGAAACAUUUAUACAGGAUAUUCGGUGACUCAGGCUCAUCGUCUUCUCUCUCAAGACGUUGAAACCAUUGUAACAGGAGCUCCUAAGGACAGUAAAGAAGACGCUCGUGGCUCCGUACUGUUGGUGGCAAAGCAGUCUGAUAAACUGAUGAUUCAGCAAACUCUGCGCGGUGAACAGAUGGGCUCGUACUUCGGUAACGCCGUGGCAACCACUGACCUCAACAACGACGGGUGGAACGACCUGCUGGUGGGCGCUCCUUUUUACUUUCACCGUCAGCAGGAGGCGGGCGGUGCAGUUUAUGUCUAUAUGAACAAAGGGGGUUUGUUUGAUUCUCAGCCCAGUGUGGUUCUGAGAGGUCCGGCUGGGUCAGCGUUUGGUAUGUCUGUGACUGCAGCUGGAGACCUCAACCAGGAUGGCUUUCAGGACUUUGCAGUCGGCGCUCCUUUCCAUGAAACAGGAAGUGUGAUGAUCUGGACCGGGAGCAGUGAUGGGGUCUCUACAGAACCGAGCCAGGUGAUCCGGGGAAGCAGCGUCUCUCCUGGGUUCAGGACUUUCGGGUACUCUUUGACUGGAGGUCUGGAUGUUGAUGGGAAUAAAUAUCCAGACCUGCUGGUCGGAAGUCUGGACAACACUGUCGCACUGUUGAGAGCUCGUCCAGUCAUUCACCUCAACAAGACACUCAGAGUUUCUCCGGACAUCAUUGACCCGAACAGCUGUGACUCCUGUAUUCAGGUAGAGGUGUGUUUCUCAUACAUCUUCAGCACCGGAGCGACGAGUGACAGAGACGACAUCACCGUCCACUUCACUGUAUCUGCUGAUGUCACCAGCUUCAAGUCCCGCCUCCGUUUCUGUGACAAUGGGCAAAGCAUGUACUCUGGUUACCUGACGACACCAAAAAGACGAUGUCAGACCCUAAAAGUCGGACUGCUGAGUCCGGUCCGAGACAAAGUGGAACCUCUGGGGUUCUCCCUGAAUGUCUCUCUGUACGAAAAGCUUCCUAAGAAAAGAAACGCUGUUCAGGACCUGAAACGCUUCCCUGUGCUGAACCAGCCCCCCCGACCCAUCACAACCCAGAUCCACAUCCAGAAGGCCUGUGGUUCUGAUAAUCGUUGCCAUAGUAACCUGCAGAUGACAUCCCAGUUCACUGAUGAGAACCAGAUACCGCUUCCCAUGGAGAAGGACAGACAAGUGUUGUAUUACAAUGGCAGCAUUAACCGAUUGUUCCUGGAGGUUAACGUCAGCAACACACCAUCACCGGACCAACCAGCAGAAGAUGCUCACAAUGCUGUUUUGAACAUCAGCAUCCCACCAUUGCUCAUAUACUCCGGAGUCCGAGCCAAGGGUGACGUCCAGUCGGUGGUUGAGUGUUCUGCUAAGGAUGAUGUUCUUCUCUGUGAGCUGGGGAACCCGUUCAAAAGCAACCAGAAGGUUCAGGUCUCGAUCAUAUUUCAACCAUCUGAGGUCAGUUUGGACACCAGAGAGAUUCAGUCUGUGCUGCAGCUGUCCACACUCAGUCUUCAGUCCGACCUGCUUCCUGUCUCCGUCUCCUUGUUGGUUGAGUUUUCUCUGCAGGCGUCUCUCACUCUCAUCAGUCCUCCAGGCCCCAUCUCCUUCAGCGGUGAUGUGAUCGGCGAGCUGUCCAUGAAGAAAACGGAGGAUGUCGGCAGUCUACUGCUCUUCACCUUACAGGUGCACGUCAAAGGGAAGCCACUGGGUCGCCUAGGCAACCUGCAGGUGGAGUUCGAUUGGCCUAGGGAGGUGUCCAAUGGGAAGUGGCUGCUGUACCUUACAGAGAUCCAAAUGAACGGCACGUCAGAGCCUCUCUGUUCUCCGCCUGGCAACAUCAUCAACCCCCUCAACCUCAAGCUGUCAAACGAGGAGAAGAAGAUGAGGAGGAGGAGUCUGCAGGAGGAGGAGGAGGCACAGAGGGAAGACACUCGACCUGUCCUCCACCUGCAGGGACAGAAGAAAAAGUCCUACACUCUGGACUGUGUGGGUGGGGCUAAGUGUGUGACGUUCGUCUGUCCGCUGGUCAACAUGAAGAACUUGGCGACUCUGACCGUCCGAGCCCGGCUGUGGAACUCCACCAUGAUCGAGGAUUACAGCAAUGCGUGGAGUGUGUUGGUUCGAGGCCGGGCGACUCUGAAGCUGCAGACUGACAAACCCACCAUCAACAUGGAGUCUCACAGCACAGAGAUCGAGGUCCACGUUUAUCCAGAUGUGGGGCAGCAGCUGGACUCCAGUGCCCCCCUGUGGAUUAUCGUGGUGUCUGUCCUGGCUGGGGUCGUACUGCUGGCUCUGAUCUGCUUGCUGCUCUGGAAGUGUGGUUUCUUUGUGCGCCAGAGGGCGUGGCGUGCCACGGAGCUCCACCAGGGGAGGAUUAUGGGUAAACACGAGCAGCAGCAGUUCAUGGACACUGAUGGUUUCCUGAUCCAAGACAACAUCUCCUCAUCUAGAAACAGGAAGUCACCAAAACACUGGGUCACCUCCUGGACUGAGACACACUAGGUAUCCAUGGAAACGCAUCCUGAACCGGACCAAACUGGACCAAACCGGACCAACACACUGCCAUUUAAUACCUGCUCUGUGAAUGUGUGUGUGCUGUGUACGAGGAAAACCUCGUAACCUGUUUACAUUCAGUUCAGUCAGUUAAAACACAGAGAUACAAGGUUUGUUUAUAUAUGUCUGUUUCUUAUUUAUGUGUAUGUGAUUUUUUUAUACCUGUAUAUGAACUGCAUUUCCCAGCAUCCUCUUGGCCUCUGAGUAAGAUCAAAUAUGAAGAAAUUCAGGAUGAAUCGGUCAAUUUAAAGACUGAUUACUGACUAUUGAUUACUGAUUGCGGAAAUGAUGAAUAGGAAGUAAUCAGGAUAAAAAGUGUUGCUGCCUUCAAGGACUCCUCAUAAACUUCAAUGUAGUGAAACUCUGGUGUUGCUUUCAGGUGCUGAAGAAUCCUGUAUAAAUGUGU
This is a messenger RNA of Larimichthys crocea (large yellow croaker), 3798 nucleotides long. Its product is annotated as integrin alpha-3. Gene Ontology annotation, molecular function: integrin binding. Gene Ontology annotation, biological process: integrin-mediated signaling pathway; leukocyte migration; cell-matrix adhesion. Gene Ontology annotation, cellular component: integrin complex; external side of plasma membrane. The coding region runs from base 15 to 3341 and encodes 1108 amino acids. The record is from RefSeq and is a predicted model, not a curated record. The transcript has 28 exons. NCBI's taxonomy places the organism in Eukaryota, Metazoa, Chordata, Actinopteri, Sciaenidae.